CUUUGAACUUUGCGCAUUUUCUCGUUCGAUAUUAUUGUGGAUCUGAUAUGGCCGCUGCUUAAUAACAUUAUCAUGGCAAAACACAUUAAUGUGUCAGAAUUGAAGGGAUUUGAUUGGUGGGUGCAGUUCAGAGAUCCAUAUGAUACCAUAGAGAAACAUGCCUCUUUCCUUGGAGUAGAAAUAGUUGGUUUUACAGGAACUCUGCUUACCCUUAUACAUGCUAUAAGAAAUGGUGGUAGAUUUCGAUGGUUAUGGUUGGCAACCCUUUUACAUGGAAUAACAGUGGAAUGUGUUUCUUAUUUUAUACCAGAUAUUGAUAAUUUCUGGCAUGCCCAAGGUGUGGUAACCUUCCUCGGACUCAGGCUUCCACUAUACAUUGCUUUAAUAUAUCCAUACUUUAUAUAUACAGCCUCUGUAGCAGUAUCACACAUGAGGUUACCCUGGUGGGGAGAACCAUUUGCAGUUGGUGUAUCAGUUGUAUUCAUAGACUUGCCUUAUGACAUCAUGGGUAUAAAGUCAUUAUGGUGGACCUGGCAUGACACUGAUCCUAACAUUUACGAUCGUCAUUAUUGGGUACCAUGGACAAGCUAUUACUUUCAUGCAACAUUUGCUUGUGGAUUCACAUUUGUAUUCCAUGGAAUAAGAAAACUUCUGGAUAAUCAAACAGAAAAAUGGGUCUCAUCAAGUUUUUCUAAGGAGCUUCUCACAUGUGUAUUAACUGGACUUCUUGGUAUGCCAUUAGGAGUUUUACAAUUUUUACCAAUUUACCAUCCUCUCCAUGAUACCAACAAGUUACACUCAGAAGUUUGUGUUGCUCUGCUGUUUGCUGUCUAUGUUAUGAUUAUAUGGUCUGCAGACAGAUCUAAAUCUGAAAGCAAACCAACAGAUAGGAAAAAUAAAUACAGAAGUGAGAUCCUGCUUCAUUUAAUCCUCCAUUACGGAUUCUACAUCGUUCUUGUAUUCAUAUCUAAACCAGAAAAUAAUGUAGUCACAGGUCUCCAUGAACCUGUAGGAGCUUGUCAGGAAACUGUACCCGUCUAUACAGCAUUUGGUCAUGUGUUAGCAAAGAAUAAAUAUUUAUGUUUGGACCACUACGAUGAAGCCAUUUUUGACUUUCACUGUGUGAAGAAUUUACCAAAGCCUGGCACAGACUAUUAUACAAUUUGUGGAACAAAAUUUCCUAACCAUGCUGAAUAUAUUGCAGUUAUUUGUGGUGUAUGUACAUUUGGAUUUUUUUGGUUUUUCCAGAUUAUGACACAAUCAUACAGCCUUCCUAGAACAACACCAAAGAAAGUCAAACAGAAUUAACUUGUUUACUAUAAUAUUCCAAUGAAUAUGUUAUGGUUACUAGUCAAAAACUGUAUGUUCAAAUCUUCCCCUUUAAAAUUACUGCUCCAUUGUACCAUUCAUUAUAUUGUAUGGUGCUGUGUUUUUUGUCUGUCUAUAGACAAUUUGAUUCCCAGCUAUAACUUUUAUUCAAGUUAACCAUUUCUUGUUAGAUUUUGUCACAAAAAUAAAAGCAUUGAUUUUUGAGAUGCUAGUCACACCUUUUAUUAAAGGUGAAUAGGGUUAUACAUGUUGUCUUUACAAAUAUCAGUGUAGAAUAUGUUUUCAUCAGACAGUUAGUCUGUUGAUUUUUUUUUAUUAGCAAAAUCAUGUAAGAAUAUUUUAAGCUUUACAGAAAAGUCUUUUAGAGCUUUACUACCAGAAGCUGUAGUUCUAUCAAAAAUCACCUGACUUAGCUUUAUUCUUUUCUGGAAUAUUUUGUAUUUUUGAGAAUUAAAACUCAAGCUUAUAAAAUAAAAGCUUUUGUUGAAAAUGUUUGUAUGGUUAUUUAUGCUUUAAUGAUGUCUUCUUGACAUAAAUCAUUUAAGUUGUUGGCACAUUUGGUGUAGUUAUAAUAUAAAAGUGCUGAAUUAAUACAAUGUGCUGGAAAAUAAUUUUUUUUUGAAUGAUAGAAGUUACCCUGCCAUAAAUCUUUGAGAUUAUUGAUGUAAAUAUAUGAGUUUUGUUAAAAUUAUAUGUUUUCAGAAAAUGAUAAUGUGAAUAAAAAAGGGGUAUGGGAUAGAUGCCAUUGAGACAUUAUACACAGCUAUAAACAUCUUCGUCAUUUGGUCCUGGGUGGAGAGUUGUCUCAUUGGCAAUCAUACCACAUAUUCUUAUUUUUAUAUAAAAUUAAUAUACAGAUGGCAUCUUUUAAGGGCAUACGAUACAGUUACAGGGGAGGUAAUGACGUUGCUAACGUAAAAUGUUAUUUUUCGCGACAUCAAACUGUGACAUAUCGGGAAAAGAUGCAUUUUUCGACUGAUUUUUAUCAUUCAGACUGAUUUAACUUGAAAACGAGUUUAUGGACCCCUCUUUUUAAAAAUGACAUUUGGCUUGAUUAUGUAUAAAGAAUAUUUUUGCCAAUUUUUAUAAACAAAUCACAGAUGAAUUUUUUUUAAAAUUAGAUAGCUAUACAGCAAAAAAUGCCAUUUUUUGACUAAAAUCAUGAAAAUAUGAAUAAAUAGAUUAUUUCCAAAGAAGUGUUACACAAAUCCAAAGCACAAUCCUGUAGAGAAGAUAUUACAGAUGUAUUUACAAAAGUCUGCUUGCGUUUAUCUUUUGAAACAAAAAAGUUAGGUAUGUCUUUCCAAAGGAUAGACAUUUCAAAGAAACCGAAAUUUCCAGUAAAUGUCUAAAAUUUCGACCCCAUUUAUCUCUAAAAGUAGCACAUGAAGGUAUAAUUUUUAUAACAUAUUUGAAUUGACUAGGUGAAAAACAGCUUGUAUGCAAACUUUAGUCAAAAAUUCACCGUGGGAUCAAAACUGUAUCGUAUGCCCUUAAUCAGGCAUUUACUUUAUAUUAUUAUCUCUAGUUAGCCCUUACAAAUGACAAAGUUUGUAAUAAUUCAAUAGAGAUGAGUUAUUCUGAAUAAAGGAAUUUUAACUCUGUGAGUGAACAACUAAUGAAAAGAGACAACCUCUGGGCAAUAAUUUUAUUUGUGUCAAUGACAAAUGGUCUAUUUUUGCUAUGUUAUUGAUACAAUCAUCUGCAUUACAUGCAAGCUGAAAUGCAAGGAAAAAAGUAAAGUCACAACCCUGUUCAGAGAGUUUGUAUCAUAAAUAUCUUGUUUGUGAAAUGUUUAUUGAUUUAAAAGGCAAAAUGCUUAACAAAUUUUACCACUUUUGCAAAAGUAGUUGGAAUUAAAAAGAAAGAAAUCAAGAUUUACAGUAGGAAAAAUAAAAUGCCAACAUGUACAUUAAAACAGUGGAAUUUGUAGUGAAAUUUUUAGAAAGAUAUUGGAUGCUUGUUCAUACAUGCAUGAUAAUUUCAUUAAACAUCUAUGUUGUUGUUUGAAAUAUAAAAUAUAUGUUGUGUUGUGUUGUGUUGUUGUAGUUAUAGUUUUAUGUUUCUUGUUACUGAUGCAAAUUGCAACAAAGGGUCACCUUUCUUUGUUUUGACUAUAACCAAUCAGAAUAUAUAUUCUCAAAAACCCUAGUGAGCAUCUGUAUUACAUGGUGCAUGGAAAUAUAAGCAUACAUGCAGAUAUAUUUAGUGGAAUAAAUUAGCUGCCUAUUAAAAGUAAGUUAAUGUGACAGAAUUUUUGUAUUAUUUGGCAACUUUUACAACUUUUUUAGUUUGUUUAUUAAAAACUUAACUCAUUAAAGACAUCAUAACAUCAUAUGUUUCAUCAAGUAAAAUAAGUGUGGUGUAGUGAAAUAAUGGUACCAUCCAUGCUUGAUUGAGAAAACCGUAUAUUUUAAAAUGUAUGUACAUGUUUUCUAAUGAUUGAAUAUGGGAUCUAGUUAUUUACAUUGUAAUAUCCUGUUGAUAAUACAGUAUAAAUAAAUAAAUACUGAAUUUGGA
Messenger RNA from Mytilus californianus (California mussel), 3849 nucleotides. RefSeq lists its product as uncharacterized. The transcript is spliced from 8 exons. The coding region runs from base 73 to 1308 and encodes 411 amino acids. NCBI's taxonomy places the organism in Eukaryota, Metazoa, Mollusca, Bivalvia, Mytilida, Mytilidae. The record is from RefSeq and is a predicted model, not a curated record.